UGGGGCGGCCGCACUUGUUGCGGGAGGGUGGUGGUUGCUGUGUUCGGCGGCGGGGCAUGCCUCGGAGUUAGCGCGGAGAGGGGUGCCGAGGGAGGGAGGGGGCCGGCUAUAGGCCUGGCCAUGGGGCGGUACUCGGGGAAGACGUGCCGCCUCAUCUUCAUGCUGGUGCUUACCACCGGCUUCUUCGUGGCCGAGCUGGUGUCGGGCUACCUGGGCAACUCCAUCGCGCUGGUGUCCGACUCCUUCAACAUGCUCUCGGACCUCAUCUCCCUCUGCGUCGGUCUCUCCACGGGGCGCAUCGCCCGCCGCAGCCGCCGCGGCCCCCGCGCCACUUACGGCUACAGCCGCGCUGAGGCGGUGGGGGCCCUCAGCAACGCCGUGUUCCUCACCGCGCUCUGCUUCACCAUUUCCGUCGAGGCCAUCCUGCGCCUCGCCCGGCCGGAGCCCAUCGACGACGCGCAGCUGGUGCUCAUCGUCGGCACCCUCGGCCUCGCCGUUAACCUGGUGGGGCUCCUCGUCUUCCAGGACUGGGGCGUCUGCUGCCGCCGCCGCCCGCCAGCCGCCGUGCCCGCUCCGGCCGUGCCCAGCGGUGCCCCAGCCGGGGAGGCCGAUGAAGCAGGUGAUUCACCCAAUGACCAAAAAAGCCCUGAGGAAGGGUCUGAGAAGAAAAAAGAAAAGAAGUCUGAAGCCUUGAACAUCAGAGGUGUUCUUUUGCAUGUUAUGGGAGAUGCACUUGGAUCUGUGGUUGUGGUAGUUGCUGCUACAAUCUUCCAUGUACUUCCUCUGGGGGAUGCUCCGUGUAACUGGCAGUGCUACAUUGAUCCAAGCCUCACAAUAAUUAUGGUGGUCAUCAUUUUGUCUUCUGCAUUCCCACUUAUCAAGGAGACCUCAACUAUUUUGUUGCAGAUGGUUCCCAAAGGUGUUAAUAUGCAACUACUGACUGAUGAACUGGCUCGUGUACCAGGGGUGAGCAGCCUUCAUGAGGUGCAUGUCUGGGAGCUUGCAGGUGGGAAGAAUAUUGCUACUCUUCACAUCAAGUGCCAAACCCCUACCGAUUACCAAGAUGCUGCUUAUAAAAUACGGAAGAUUUUCCAUGAUGCAGGGAUCCAUUCUGUGACCAUCCAGCCCGAGUACACUGACCACAAGAACUCCCAGAUACUGUGCAGCUCACCCUGCAUCUCAAAAGCUUGUGACUCUCAGCUGUGCUGCAGUCAGCGGGAACCUCAUCUGGCUAAAACUAAUGGCUAUACUGAGAAAAAUGAUAGUUGCCUUUCUGCAGUGCAUAAAGACAAUGGUUCCAGGAAAAACGAUGUUGAAAUCCCUAUCGAGUACCCACUGGCAGAGGAUAGCAUUAAAAAUGUGAAAAAUUGUGAUGGCAAAUCCAUGUUGAGCAGUACCCGGCUUUAGGCAAUUCCCCUCUACUCUGCAUCAUGUUCUCACAGAACAAAUGUGUCCUGCCUGGGAAGGGGGUUGUAGCUGAAGCUGAUGGGACAAAAAGUUUUCUCUGCUUUAGCUGUAAACCAAAAUACACCUAAAUAAGGAUUCAUAUUUCCAUGAAGUGUGUCCUGAUGCAGCCUAAGACAGUUCCUUCCCAAACCAUUUGUGAGUCUCUGUUGUUAGACUGAAUUGGGGUGUUUGCUGUCUGCACUGAUGCUUGCAGUUAAUGGCCAGUGGCACUGGGAAUGAAAAUCUGGCCUUUUCUGCUGAAGUGAGCCAUUUGCUGAAAGCCCUGUGGCCAGUUAAUGAUUCUACUGGGCUGAAGUACUGUAUAUUUAUAAACGACUUCAGUAGAGAUGCUUUACUGAUCCUGAAACCCCAUUUUUGCAUAGACAGUUCAUGUUUAAUACAAUGCUUGUGCUUCUGGCCAGUGGAGUCUGUGAAUGAAAUUAGAGAGGCUAAGGAAUAUAGGAAAUACUUGGGAGUUUUGACUUGCAUUAUUUUCUUGACUGAUUCCUGUAUUUAAGGAAUGUAUUUAAGAGCAGAAGCUGGUCUUGCUUCUCUACUACUGGUGUCCUAGCCUAAUCACAGAUAAAAAUGUGCUUAAGAAUAGACUUCUUGUCAUGAAAGCAAAGAAAUACUUUUAGUAUCAGUUCUAGCAAACAGAAACACAGGCAGUCAUCCAAUUAACUUUUACCUUGUUCACUGCUGUGAUUGCAACUCAGUGUUUCUUUUUUUCUCUUGACAACAGAAGGUAUCAGAGCCACAGUCUUAAUUCAUCAUUGCACAGGAUGAUUGCAGUAUCUUUAACAAUGAGUGUCUGUCAUUACUCAUGCUGAAUAAAGAAGCUAAUGUGUUUAUUGUGAACAGUUAAAAUUCUACAGUUUUACUAGUAAGACAUAAUUUAAUAUUGCAUUAAUUAAGAGAGUCCCUUUAAAAUUUUAUAUGCAGUAUUAUCAGAGGGAACUAUGCACAUCGUAUCCAGAAGCUUUCAAACAUAUUUUGCUGUCAAAAGCAGCCUUUCAAUGGUAUGUGUGGCCUGGGCAGGCUAUUUUAUUCGUUUAUUCAGGAUUAAACACCUUUAUAAAUUAAAAGCAUCUUUACUUAAGUGACACCUAAACAGGAAGGGCAAAUUGAUUUCCUGCCUGGGUUGGGAAAACACCAGGACCUCCUUGUAAGGCUGGCUUGAAAGCAGCCAAUUUCUUAUUAAUAAGGAUGAUUACGUUAAGUUAAUGACUAUUACACAGCAGGAUAUUUUGCUGCUUACAAGAUGGUAUUUACUGAACCAGUGAUUCCAGUCUAAAUAGCACAUUCUGAGAUCCGUAGUUGAAAAGAUUCUUGGGCGAAUUAAUAUAUUUUAUAGCUUUCCAUUGUAAGUUUUUAUAAUAUAAACUAAAUUAUGUGUUAAUAUAAUUAAAAGCUUGAUCCUCUAGUCUGAUUCUGUUAGCAGCAGAGGCGAAAGCAGCAGGAUCUUGCUUGGCAGUUAUUGCACAAAUUAAUGUAAAUCAGUAAACAUGUAAAGAAUUGCUGUGUCUUUUAAAAGUGUGUGGCAUAAAGUAAGACAUUUCUGUCCUUUUUGUCCUUAUUUUCAUCUAUGAUGAUGUUAUUUACAUCUAAACCUUGACAUUUAAACAAAUAUAUUUACAGGGCUGAUUUUGAGAUCUGGCAUAAAAGGCUCCCAAAAUACCAAAAAAGUCAAGGGGAGAGCUCGCUUCCCAGAUACCCUCUAAAAACAAGCACCCUUUCAUAAUUAUGCAUUUAUGUCUUAAAUCAGGUAAUUUUUAUAUGUAUAUAUUAUUAAAUGGUUGAAGACGGAAUGGCAGUGUUGUUUAUUCUGGGAUUAGGGAAAACAAGUAUAUGAUGUUGGGGCAUUUGACAAAAUGGACCAUCUCUUUGUUCUGCCAGUGUUUGUUAAAACUGUGUUUAUCUAUUUUUUAAGCUUUUAAAAGUAGUGUAACCCAGAAAUACAAGGAUGUAACAUUCUUAGAUGUUUUUCUUGUCUGGUUGAAUGUACUGUAAUUGUUGCCUGUGAAUAAAUAGGAAAAUACCAGGGAUUAUAGAAAUCUUCAGGUCUGGAAAACAGUCAGAUUUAACGUUUGCAUUAUUACUUAAGCAAGCAAGACCAACAGAGCUAUGUUAUUGAUGAGAUGAGCCAUGUUUUUUCUGUAUAGGGACUAAGGGUAUUCAGCUAAGGGUUGUGACCUGGCAUCCUUCCUUUUAGUCCCACAAUAAAAUAUCUUUCUCCUUCAUUUGAAGCAUGCCACAGCUUGGCUGUACGGGGUGGCCCCUCUCUACAUCUGUAGAAUACACCAGUGUGUAUUUUGUACUGGCAUAUUUCCCUUCAGUUCUUGGCCUAUUUCUUCUAAUUCACUUGAAGUAGGCUUACCUCAUUUCAAAAUACAAUAUAUUUCAAGUAUCUGCCUGUAUCUGUGGGUCUUGUUCUAGAUUCAGUUUUGUAGCAUACUGCACUGUCAUGAAAUCUGGCCUCUUUAGCUUUAUUUUUUCCUCUCCCAAUUCAGUAAUGGAACAUUUCUGACUACUGCAGGUUGAUUGUGCUACUCUGUCCUCUUCCUGUACUCCCUUAGAAUUGCGUCAUUAUGGCAUUCAGGUUCUGGGGCAGUGGUUCCCUGUCACUAUCUGUAGCAAAACAAAUCUGUUUGUUUAAAAUACAGGUGACUUUUAACUGGGUAUCCAGCUUGUGUGUCCCUCUGAUCCAGUCAUAAACAUCACCUACUCGUAUGACAGCAAAACAUUUGCUAGCCUUACCAGGUAGUUUUGGAGCAGAAGUGAAAUCUGGAAUGAAUUAACAUGGUAUUGAAUGCAAAAGCACUUUACUGGCCUUCAUCAAUUGUAGGUCUUUACAUAAAGUGAAUCAAUUUUUUGUUACCUUUUCAUCUGUACCGUAUGUAUGUGCCAAUUUGAGUGUUAAUGUUUCCCUCCUUCUGUCACUCUCUAAAUGCAAGCCUUGACUUAGCAUCAGUUAUUUUUCUUUACAUGGAAGAGCAAUUUUUAGAAGCAUUGCCUUUGUUUUACAGGUUUUCAGUUGAAAACUUGUGUUCUCUUUUACAGCUGUGUUUUUUUCCUUUUAAUAUUUUUCAUAUUCUUUGUCUCUUCAAGAAAAGCAGGAUGGCUUUGGUGGCCUUCUGAGCAGGGUGAUGUACCCAUAGUACAGUUUAGAAAUACCUCUUUUGUGUGCUGGUUUAAUUUUUGCACUCCGUUUUAUUCAAAUUCACCCACUUUCUGGUUUUGCUGUGUGCUACACUUUAUCAUUGCAAACCACUCUUUGACCUUGUUUAGUUCUUCCUAUUCUUUCCACCUUCCCUACCUGAUUAUAACAUUUACUGUUUUGAAUGCUUCCUUUCAUUCUGAACUUCGGAGGGAAUAUGCCAGCAUCCAAGUUUUUCCUGAGGUGAAGAUCACCACCCAAAGUCUAUGAAUGUCUUGAUGUGAGCUACUGAAAGGACUAUUUUACGUUCUAUGGUCUGUGUAGAAGUGUUGUUUAAGUAGUUAUCUUGAGAUGUAAAUAUAUAUAUUUAUAUAUAUACAUUCUUUAUAAACAGUCCACAUGAACCAACUUUAAAAAAAUGGUUGGCUUCUAAACCUAAAAAAGUAAAAUGAAAUCAAUAGGGUUCGGUAGUCAUUCAUUAACAGCUUAGGGGAAAGUGUGGGUCACUAAAUGGAAAGCAGGUAAAAGGGAUGUUUCUGAAAAGAUCAGUCAAAACCUAUGAAGAUUUCUAUAGGUUCUACCAUGAACACUGCUCUAAGUGGAAGCACUUUCUAUGUUAAAUACUUCAUUUGAAUAGUGAUACCUUGAUAUGAGGAUGUCACUGUGUAAAUUGUUACAUUUGUGGAGUUGUGUUGCUUGAAAGUUUCCUCCAGUUUUUCUGUUCAUUAUGUGAUUUAAAUAAUGUGCCAAAUUUAACUUCCAUGAUUGCUGAAUCACUGAAUUUUAAAUCUCACUGUGGUUUUAUUAACUAUUAGUGAAAGAUUACUUAUGUACAGUUAUAUUUUUUUUUUCAAAAUGAAGUUUAAAUGUCUUGUCAAUAAAGUGUAUUUUUUAAUAAA
This is a messenger RNA of Neopsephotus bourkii (Bourke's parrot), 5502 nucleotides long. RefSeq names its product solute carrier family 30 member 10 (gene SLC30A10). NCBI's taxonomy places the organism in Eukaryota, Metazoa, Chordata, Aves, Psittaciformes, Psittacidae. Gene Ontology annotation, molecular function: zinc ion transmembrane transporter activity. Gene Ontology annotation, cellular component: membrane. The record is from RefSeq and is a predicted model, not a curated record. Gene Ontology annotation, biological process: detoxification of zinc ion; manganese ion transport; intracellular zinc ion homeostasis. The coding region runs from base 121 to 1407 and encodes 428 amino acids. The transcript is spliced from 4 exons.